Mya arenaria is the source of this 1618-nucleotide messenger RNA. RefSeq names its product 5-hydroxytryptamine receptor 1D-like. The coding region runs from base 99 to 1376 and encodes 425 amino acids. Gene Ontology annotation, cellular component: membrane. Lineage: Eukaryota; Metazoa; Mollusca; Bivalvia; Myida; Myidae. Gene Ontology annotation, biological process: adenylate cyclase-activating adrenergic receptor signaling pathway. The record is from RefSeq and is a predicted model, not a curated record. The transcript is spliced from 2 exons. Gene Ontology annotation, molecular function: G protein-coupled receptor activity.
CUCCAGUCGGUUAGAACAGCCGAACGGUAAACACUAACAUUAUAGCGCGUUGGAUGUGACAUGGAGUUAUAGUUAACUUUCGAAGGCAUUUCUCUUGAAUGAUGAACCUGUCGUUUAAUGCCACCUAUCUACCGGUAACUAUGUUGGGUAACGGAUCGCACAAAGUAGCUUACCUUCUAAAUGAGUCUUUCAGCAACAUUGCCGGUUGGAAUUAUUCCCAACACGAAAACAAUACUGACGACUAUAACUACCACACGCCAGACCACUACACGAACAAUAUUUACUACGAUCAGAAAAUGCAUGAAUCAUUUUUGAGCAGUAUCCAUAGACAUUCUGCCACUUUUAUAGGUAUUCUUGCAUGUUGGACAUGCUUUAUUAACAUUGUGUUAAUAUGUGCCUGCUUAGCAAGCCAAAGAACAAAGUCAGACGCCUUCUACUUACAAGUUAUUAACUUUUCUGUCACAAACAUAUUUAUAAGUGUAUUCGUCCUACCACUUACAGUCUAUUAUAUUCUUCACGUUUGGGAACUAGGUCAGCCACUAUGUAGGAUUUGGGUUAUUGCAGACAUUCUUUUGCCAUUUGUUGCUUUCUUAAUUGUGUUAAUCAUCAGUUGUGAUAGACUCAUCCACGCUUCCCACCCGAAACUAUAUUUGUGGCUGUUCCAGAAAUCACUGACCAAAGGCAUAAUUUGUACUCCAUGGGUUAUCGGUCUUGUUAUAGUCGUUCCUAUUUGGACGUCUGGUACAGUUCCAUUUAAUGAAAUGACAAACCAGUGCGUCGUCAUAGUGACAAUCGAAGCUGCAAUUCUGUGCCCAGUGUUGACAUACUUUGUCCCUCUCGCGAUUCUAGGUUUUUUAACAUUCAGAAUGUUGUUAUUGAGGUUUCAGUAUGCGUCGAUCCAGGCUAAUGUAUUCGAAACGGACAGGAACACAAUAAACAAUAACCACUUCGAAUUAGAGGAAACAAACACGACACCUCUGCACAUACCAGGAGACAUUGAAACUCCAAAUUCUAACCGAGUACAAAAGAGAAUCGAUCGACAGGAUACUGACAGCAGUAACGAAAGAGGAGGGGCAGUUGCAAAGCGCAAGUCCUCUAAAAUCGUGGCGGUGUGCUUGGUGAACCUGGUGAACACCGUGUUAUGGUUUCCCUUCCAGAGCAUUAGUCUGCUGCUGUCCGUAUGCAGUUUUCAAUCUUGUAUCCCAUCAAUGGCGCUUAACCAAGUUUUUACGCUCAUGGGCGCCGCCAGUGCUGGAGUCGUUCCACUCUUCUGGUUAUUUGAUACUGAGAUAAGGGAGAACAUCACCAAACUGUGUUCAAGAAAGCAAACUACGAAUCUGCAGGAAAGUGUUUACAGCGACGAAACGUUUAUUUAGUAAAGCAAUUUAAUUGGUUUUUCGGUUUUGUUAUGUGAUUUGUUCUCUUUCAGAUGUUAGAACUACUGUUUUAUAUCAAUUGUCUUUUUUAAAAAUCUAUCUCCAUCAUUCGAUAAAAAUUAUCAUUGUAUUGUAUCAAUAUAAAAAUUCUUACAACUGUCAAGACAAUAUGUAACUAAAAAUACGUUGUAUCAUGACUAAGUGUUAUAUUAUUGUGUGGACAAUAAAAGAUAAAUAUGCUA